This is a messenger RNA of Phaeodactylum tricornutum CCAP 1055/1, 2052 nucleotides long. RefSeq lists its product with no specific name. Bases 1 to 2052 code for a protein of 683 amino acids. The record is from RefSeq and is a predicted model, not a curated record. Lineage: Eukaryota; Bacillariophyta; Bacillariophyceae; Surirellales; Neidiaceae. The transcript has a single exon.
AUGUGUCGGGGGAGACUUUCCGCACACAUACAAGCACACAAGCUCCUGCCGUUCGGAACAAAGCCCACUGCUGCGUGUCGUAUCAUGAAUGUGGCCGUAACAAACGCUCCCUUAAGGAGUCUUUCUCUCUCGGAGAAAGAGAAGCUGGAGGAAGACGACAAGGAUAGUCUCGAUACGCCACGGAUCGAACAUGAAGAAGAUGAUGAAGUGCGGUUGGCCAUGGAAAUGGCGCUGGCAGCAGCCCAAAACCCCAAACUUUCUGCUACCGCAAUUCGCAAGCUCGUCGGUGAAACGAACAAACAGGCCGAGAUUGUGAAUGAGGUCCAGAAGCAAAAGGAACAGCGAAAGAGGGAAGAACGUGAAGAGGCUCGAAAACGUUGGAUGGAUCACAAGGAGAAAGCGGCGGCCUGGUGGAAGGGAGCUGUCUCGGAGACUGCGACCCAACUCAAAGAUGCUGCCGCACAUCGAGCCGAAGUCCUUAAAGAUCAGGCCGAACGACGUCUUUACGCGGACGACAUCAAACGAGACGAGACGAUUCUAGCUAUGCGCAAGAAGAUGCGAGUGUUGAAAAAAACUCUCAAGGCUCACCGAUUGCAGGGUAACAGAGUCGAGACCAGGCAUGUGUUUAAGCGUCAGCGGAUGGAAAGAAAGCUUUUGCAGAUGGCCGAAAAGCUCAGUAAAACACAAAGCUUGCUUACGGAAACAAACUUCAAUGUUCACGAAUAUGCCAAAGCUAUGUUGCGGGCUUCCAAAAAGUGGCAUAAGAAAGGAACGGACGAGGAAUUGUCUCUGGAAGCUCAGCUCUGCCGCAAUAUGCACCAGAUGCUAACGAUUGAGAAACAAAAGGCCAAGGUGAAAAAAGAAACUCGGGAAGUCAAAAAGUAUCUGCAGCGUUGCAAGGGUUGGCUGGACGACAAACGAGCGCUCUGUGAAAUGCAUAUGAUGACCUUGGAUGCUACGGCGAAUUCCAUGCUGAGUCUGUACGAAGAUGCUUUGCAACGGCAGGACAAAUUGAUAACUAAACUAAAGGAUUCGGCUGAAUUCAAGGAUACUGAUUUAUCGGAAGUCGACGUUUCUCAUUUUGACCUGCUCCCAAAAAUGGCUGGACCCGGUGCGUUCCUCUGUGCCCUGCGUGGUCUCCCCAUACGCGAUUCACUUCACAAGGCGAAAGAACAAAUGCAAAGCACCAAAGCGGCAUUCAAGUCUUCUACUGAUGUGGCCAAGUCUUCUAAAAGUGUGAAGACAAAACACCUCAAUAGUCAACCAGAGCUCUACAUCGAGACAAAAGAUGAUGAUGCCUCCAUCAGUUCCCGGCUCAGUGACCCAGAUGAGCCGGACGGAGUUGCGUUUGGCAAAAAGUCUUUCCAGGACUCGAUCUCGGAAGGUGAUGAGUUCGAUUUUGGAAGCGACGCUCCAUGGAUGACGACAACGGCUGAUCUGGUUGAUGUAUCGGAAGAGAAAGAAAGAUCAGGAAGAGAACAAAAACAACUCAUCUCUACACAAAAAUUGCCUACCUCGGCUAUGGCGAACUUCGCGGUUUCCACACCUGAGACAGAAGAAACAAUAGUACAUUUUGGAGGCGAAAGAACGACUAAUAGCAAGGGGCAGGAAGAGUCGAUCAACUCUGGGGAUGCGAUUCAAGAGAUAUCUUCCGAAACGGCAGUAGAAACACAGGCUGGCGCUGCGGAUUUCAGCACUGACACUGAACUUCUCCAGCAGGAUACUGUCGAGAAAGACGUUGUUAACCAUGAAGAUACAGCCAAUGAAAAUCCAGCCGAAUAUCUUGAAAAUCAUCUAUACUCGAACUCAUUAGUCGAUUCACUAGAUGAAGUUGGCGACACGAUAAACAAUAUCUCCGAAAAUCCAAUGAGCAUAUCCGACACGACUUUCCAAAGAGAAACGAUGGAAGAAGUGCUUUCUCUAGGGAUUUCGAAAGACCCUUCAAGUUUAGAAAAUUUCUACGACGAGAGGAAAGUGGCAAUACCAGAAGCAGAAGUGGAAUACCCAGAAGCUGGGGACGAACCAAUCAAUAAUUCUGACUGCAAACAUUGA